Molecule: messenger RNA, 1429 nt
Organism: Spodoptera frugiperda (fall armyworm)
Lineage: Eukaryota; Metazoa; Arthropoda; Insecta; Lepidoptera; Noctuidae
Gene: CPR56
Product: cuticle protein 16.8
Exons: 4
Coding region: 148-699 (183 amino acids)
Cellular component (GO): chitin-based extracellular matrix
Molecular function (GO): structural constituent of chitin-based larval cuticle
Source: RefSeq, a predicted model, not a curated record
CCAAGUUAACUUGGUUUCUACCAAGUUCUCGAACCCGUUCUUUCGUUCGAAGUAAGCAAGAUUUGUUCACUCGGUGUGUCGGUCAGUCAGUUUCGUGCAUACACACGAGCGGACCUGUGUGGUAACGGUCACGGAAAUUUUUAAAAAAUGCUGUGCCCCACCCUGUUCCUGGCGACGCUGGCUCUGGUGAGCUGCGACGUGUCCCACCUGCUGGAGACCACCACCACGCCCGAGCCACCACCACACCCGUACCUGUUCUCCUACUCCGCUGGCCGCUACCCUGGACAUGCUGACAGGACGCACACUGAAGUCAGUGACGGCAGUGGUGUUGUUAAAGGCUCAUUCUCGUACGUAGACCCUGGCCAGAAGGUCCGCACGGUGGAUUACGUGGCAGACAAGCAAGGGUUCCACCCGAUCCUGAGCCAUGUCCCUCCAGAGCACCCGGCAGACUCCGACUCCGUCGCCCAGGCCAAGAACAGGCACUACCAGCUCUACGCCAAGAUUGCUGAGGAACACGCCAACCCUCACCCUGAAUUAAUAUCAGCACCAAUAGAGACACAGGCCGUAGCCGAAGCUCGUGCGAAACACGCCCAACUAUUCCGAGUGAUUGCCGAGCAGCACGCGCGCAUCGCAGCAGAGAGAGAAGCGCUCUUACGAGAAGAAGAAGAGAAACAGCACUUACAGGAACUAGGACAGUAGACCUUCAUCAAAUAUGGACUAGCAGAUGGAUAAACUAAGAAGUAGGGACAGUGGCUUGUGUAGCUAUACUUUGCCAUAGUAUACUGACUCCUUAUUGUAUGAAUAGUACGUAAUUCGAGUACAGUUGUACUGUAGUGUAGAUUAUAGUUGUUUGACAUUGUUUGUACUUCAAAAAGUAAUAUAUUAGGUACUCAAAAUAAUAGACGCGACAUGUUUAAAGUAAUAUGUGACUCUGAGUACGGAAAAUUCACACUUAUAGUGAUUGACGUAAAAUACAAAAUGCAUUAAUAUUGUUUGUCUCUGCUAUCCAUAUUUGAAUACAAAACGACUGCAGUGAUAUUAACUAAAAUAAAUACAAAAUUGUUACAUAUUUUUAACUAUUUAUGUAGGUACAUCUUUUCUAUGUUUUUUACAACGAUUUUUUUUAUUUUCAUACUUAAUCUUUUUACUUGUGAUACUCAAUACUCACUUGAGUGAUAACAACUAAUUGUAUUUUCUUUUUUUAAAGUGGUAGUUACCAUUUAACUGUGAAUAAUUUGUGUAAGUUUGUAUAUAAAAUAUUAAAUGUAAGUAUUUUAAUAAUACUCUCUCGAUUGCCAUAAUAAAUCCAAUUUGAUAUGACUUAUUCUCUAGUUCACGUAUGUAUUAAGUGAAAAUUUUGUAUUUUUAUAACGUGUUUUUGAUGUGGAAACAUCUCAAUAAUGAUAAUAAAUAAAAAAGUAAUUAAUAA